This is a messenger RNA of Effrenium voratum, 693 nucleotides long. The record is from the annotation of a GenBank genome assembly. NCBI's taxonomy places the organism in Eukaryota, Dinophyceae, Suessiales, Symbiodiniaceae.
AUGACUGAGAGUCAGCUGUCCUUUCGGGUGGCUUUGCUCAGUGGUGUGGAAGGCAAUGUGACCGCGGAUGCCAGCCAAAAGGUCGUUGAAGUGAAGAGCAAGAUCUUGGAAGCGCUCAACUUGGACGCGGCCGCGUUUUCGCUUUUCCUAGACUCAGCUGCCGGUGAAGAGGUGAAGGAUGACUGGAGCGUCGCAGACAUCUCUGGUCGCAGCAUUCUUGCCGUGGUGCAAUCGGAGCCGGAAUGGUGCACAAAUAAGCGCUUCUCCAAGAGUUACAUCCGGGGACGCCGAUGUGGUCUGGAAGAGACCAGUGUGGACAUAGACCUCAAGAUUUAUGCCGGCGGCACUUUCAGCUACAGCAAGAAGCACCAUGACCAUGACGCCGAGUGCGGCUAUUCGUUUGACUCCCAAGUGACCGCAACUGGCAAGUGGAAGCUUUGUUGGGUCGCGUCGGAGAUGUCGGAGGUCUUGCAGCUCACGGGAGAAUCCACCAAGCACGAGAGCCAGACGGUUCGCAGUGACCCUGGUGAAUCCGGCGAUGAAGAUGAUAAAAAUGGCGAGAAUAGAGACUACGAUCGGACCACGACCCAAGCUUUCUCGCAGGCGUUUUCGAAGGCUGAGUUGACGACCCCGGAUAAAGGACGUCAUGCACAUGGCGGUUGGACGGUUUCUGCUUUGCGAAGAGCUGGGUGA